Messenger RNA from Myzus persicae (green peach aphid), 2169 nucleotides. Its product is annotated as astakine-like. The transcript has 3 exons. The record is from RefSeq and is a predicted model, not a curated record. Bases 385 to 786 code for a protein of 133 amino acids. NCBI's taxonomy places the organism in Eukaryota, Metazoa, Arthropoda, Insecta, Hemiptera, Aphididae.
GGUGGACUCGCGGGGCCGGCCAAUUGUCGCGGAACCGUUGUCGUACCUACUGCAACCGUGGUAUCAUAGUAUAACUGUUGUGUUAUUGUUUUGCGCGCGUAACCGGUUUACCCGUUCGAGUCCCGCAGCAGAGAUCGAUUAGAGUCCGCAGUCCGUUUGUUUUAUUUUCAUAUAAUAAUUGUUCACUUUGGAUUUUGUCUAAUUUCGUUCAUCGUUUACGAUCGAUUAUCAUAAUAAUUACCCAUCUGAAAACUACCACUCCCGUGAAUAUCCACGUCAGAUCGAUCUAGGAACGAAUUUCCUCGAGCUGUCUACGUCGUUGCACCGUUGUCCCCGAACUGAUUUUUAAUAUCGAUUAUCGAAGUCAAAAUUAAAAACAACAAAAUGGGAAAAUUAUCUUUGGUCGUAGUUACGAUGUUAGUGGUUACUGUGGCCGCAUAUCCAAGCAAACCUUCUUUCAUCGGCUGCCAGAGCUCAGAAGAUUGCGGCAUGGACGAAUGUUGCGUUUUAGGUAUGAUGCGAUACAGCGUGCCCACUUGCAGACCUCUGGGUGAAGAGGGCGAUACGUGCAGACCUCACUCUGGCGACGUCCAACCGCAGAACGUCACCGUCACCUACCCCGACGGAUCGUCGGCCGACCUGUACGUGCACACUAUGGUGUGCCCUUGCGCCGCCGGACUUGAGUGCUCAGACGGUAUGUCGUGCACCGGACUGGACGGAGCUGGCAAGCUGAUGUUGCGCGAGGACUACACGGACGUGGACGACCUAAACCACCUGCGACGAUGAGCACAUGGCGAUAUCCCCGUCGCUUAUCUAUAAUUAUUUUUAUUAUUAUUAUUAUUAAUUAUUAUUAUUUUAUUGCUAUAUUGUUUUCACCACUGGCGUAACACUAAAAACGAUUACUGUAAUAUCACUGUUAUAAUUAAUACGUGCUUACUGUUUUUAUAAUACUUAAAUACACGGCCACACGAGUCCUAGAUAUACUAUACAGUCUAUACUGCAGUGCAAUUGACACGUAUAAUAGGCGCACACUCCAGAUCAUCCGAUACUUUGUUUGGAAAACUUCUAUAGUGAUUUUUACUUUCAAUAUUUAAUUAGUUAAUCAUAUCAUUGGUCGUCAUUUUUGUGAUCUAUUUCUUUGUAUUUACUUUGGCCUUUGAAAACGUAUUUUUGAUUUUUUUAAGAAAAAUGACAUUAGCAAAUCUUACAAAUUUUAAAUUUCAGUUUGCAAAUUAAAAUUUAAAAAAAAAUGUUUGAUGUGCGAGUGAUUGUAUGACUCAAACCCGACACCCUGGGGGGGGGGGGGGAGCAUGUUGAGCAUGACUGUCAGUAUUUUUGUACUUAUAUAGCUCCUCCGAACGAGAGGUUUGCACACCCUACGACUACUCUACUUCACGGCUAUAAUUUAGCAUAUAUAUCUCGUGGCAUAAUUAUUCAUAAACACUAUUGGAAUAAUUUUUAUUAUAUUAAUAUGUUUCCCAAUUUUAUAAAAUAUCUGAUUGCUCCAAAGGAUGGUAUCGAUAAAAUCAAAUUUUCCGUGUUCCUACCUACAAAAGUUCAAACGCUAACAUUCCUAAACGAAUCGGAAACAUUUUUUUUGCAGUCUUGAUACAAUAAUGUUAUCCAUUACUUUAGACAUAAUGUUAUUAUUGUAAUAGUGUUCCACCGUGUGUAACCGGACGCGGUAACCGUAAUACGUUGUAAUUACAAUAGGUACGUGUACGUAUUUAGACGAUAAAACGUUGCGAUAAUAAUAUAAUAUGUACAGGUAUAAUUAGUAAUUACACGUGUCAUGUGAACACCAAACGUGCUGUAGAACCCGUCACCGUCUACAGCGACACGUUUUGACGAUUUGACGGAUGCGUCAAACAACAAAUUCAUAUUAUUAUAAUAACUCACAGUACAGGUUAAUAUAUUUUAAUUGGUACGAGUAUAAAAAUAAUAACUGUAAUUUUUCAACAACACAACUCGCGCAUAAUAAUAUUCGUUUUUCACGUAUCGCGAAUCAUAGUGUGUGAUGGUUCUAUGGAUUUCCGCAAUGUGACCAUAUGAUUUCGAUCCGUGUUUACCUGUAAUUUGUAGUGUCAUAAACGUAUUCCGCUGUGUACGCACACUUCAAGUCUAUAACCAUCAAAAUAUAAUACAUCUUAUUAUAUUUUAUAAUUAAUG